This is a messenger RNA of Rotaria sp. Silwood1, 819 nucleotides long. The record is from the annotation of a GenBank genome assembly. NCBI's taxonomy places the organism in Eukaryota, Metazoa, Rotifera, Eurotatoria, Philodinida, Philodinidae.
AUGCCUCAAUUAGGACGAUGUACUGAUGAGACGUGUACCAAUGAAACAAAGCAAUUGUACGAAUGUCACUGUUGUAUUCGUUUCAUUUGUCUACCUCAUUUGAUCGAACACGAUGAAAAAGCAACAGUUAACAAACAACAAUUACAAACAUGUAUCAUUCAAUUGACAUCUGUCUUAUCUACAUUCGAAAUGAUAAUCGAAGAACAUAUGCGUGUAAUUGAACAACAUAAAACACUAUUGGAACAAGGAAAGGCUGCACUUGCAACUACGUCUUCUGCUAAUGAAAUGCAGAAUAUUCUUGAUCAAGUACAGACAACUAUUGCAGCAAAUCAAAACAAUGAAGUGAUAGUUAAAGUAGAAUCAGCACUGAUGGAAAACUAUUCAGUUGUCGCCAAGAAUAAUUCAUGUCAAUAUUUAUCAAUUGAUUCAACGUAUGAAAAUUGUGAAAAAACAUUUUUAGAUGAGUCGACACAGUGUAAUGCUCAACAAGAAUUACAUCGACCAGUAAAUAAUACAAAGGAUGAAACCAACGAUGAAAUGAAACACAUACCAAACUCAACGGUAAUUCAUUAUCGUGGAUUAUGUCCAUUGACAUUUGAUGGUGCAUUUGGUCUAACCAAAGCAAAACAUUUAAUUCGUCUAUGCAACAGUCAAACGAUUAGCCAAAGGAUAUUGUAUUCUCAUUUUGUACAUAUACAUUCUAUUGAAGCUAAUUAUGCUAAACGUUUAAUCAAGGCUAUUCAACAAGGUCAAGAUCCAAAGAUAACAAAAUUGUUUAGUGAUGAUGAAGACAUUUUCAAUAAAAAUGAUAAAUUGUAA